AUGGAGCCGGCCCAGCAAGUUCAGGGCAACGACAAAACAAAGCAAGCAGCCCCAGCCCAAGCCCAGGCCCAUGCCGAAAGCAGUGGUGCAAAGCAAGCAGCCCUAGCCAAUGAUUCGGGAUCCCAGGUCCAUCCCGAACACGAUGGUGCAGAGCAAGCAGCCCUAGCCAAUCCCAAAACACCGCAGAUCCACGCCGAAGAGCAAGCCGCAGCCAAUCCCCAGAAACCCGAUGGUACAAAGCAAGCAGCCGUAGCCAAUCCCAAGGGACCCCAGAUCCACGUCGAAGAGCAAGCCGCAGCCAAUCCCCAGAAACCCGAUGGUACAAAGCAAGCAGCCCGAGCCAAUCCCGAGGGACCCCAGAUCCAUACCGAAGAGCAAGCCGCAGCCAAUCCCAAGAAACCCGAUGGUACAAAGCAAGAAGCCGUAGCAGAAGCCGUAGCCAAUCCCAAGGGACCCCAGAUCCCGAUCGCCAGCAGUGCUGCUCCUAGCCAGGAAGCCCUCAAACCGAGGCCCAAAAUGCUCCCUAGCAGCAAGGCAGCCCCCAAGCCCACGGAACAGGAUGACGAGUACGACCCCGGAGAGGAAACCGUUCAGCCCCCCGAACAGGUGAGCAAAGCGACCCUCAUGAAAAGGCUCGCACGCCUAUGUGCACCGAGGGAGGACGGGACAUACAAAAUCCCCAUGGAUGUCAUCGACUCCUACAAGAAUCUAUCCAGUCGUGACCAAGUCUACCGAAGCUUCGAGAAAUGUGGCUGCGUGCUCUUUUCGAAGCGAAUCAACCGCAAGUAUGAGGAAAUCAAUGAGAAGACUGUGGAGACAGAGUAUGAGUUCCUAACAGAACAGGAGAUGAUUGACAAGGGAUGGAGCGAGAAAAAAAUCAAGGGUGCCAAGAAGAGCUGUGAGAAACGCCCCGGCUGGAAGAGGAAGUCGGAGUACUGCGACGAAUGGAUGUUCUGGGUGGCUGUCAAAGUCAAAGGAACCAACAAGAAGACGAAACGCCACACAGUCGCCGAGAUCUUGGAGGGCGGCGACGACGAGCCGAUGGAGGAUCCUGAGGUUGCCAUGGACGACUACCCGUUUCUUCUCGAGGGUGACGGGGACAAGACAGGAGAUGGGGAAUCCGGCGGGGACGACGACAGCAGCGACGACGGCGAAGAAGCAGGUCGCAUCUUGAGGAAAGUGAACUUUCCCGACGUGGGAAAGAAGCCUCAGGAUUCGUGCAUGUCCGUUGUGAGCUGCUUGCAAAAGCGAACCCAGAAGCUACAGCCUGUGAUGGACAAGCUGGACCAGAUUAAGAACAUGACGACAUCGCAAACGAAGAACCUCGCCCAAUUAGUUUACCCCGUGUACAAAGAGUCCGUCAAGACCGUGACGGACAAACUCACCGAGCUGGAGGAUACCUUGACCAGCAUCUACAGCAAUGGGAUUGCUCUUGGUUCCUCGGAUGAAGACACGUUCGGGCGAGUGGCACAGUAUGCUGAAAUGCUCGGGGAAGGAGUCGGGGCCAGUGCCAAGGAUGCCAAGCGGUGCAUCCGACAGAUGCAGCAUCCGGACGAGCCGGAGCACAAAAGGAGAGAGGCCCCGAACGAGGAGAGAGAUUGCCACAGGUAUUUUAAGCACUGGGGUUUAUCUUUGCCUGUGCCAAUAACCGAAAAAACUUUCGUGCUGGACGACAGAGAGAAAGCUGAGACUGCUUAUAUACGAGUCCAAGACUGGUUGCUGUAUCUCUUGAAACGGAAUCGUUCGUUGCUCGCUGGGGGCAACGAAUCUUUGGAGUUCCAGCUGGAGGCCUACUGGAUGGCUUACAGGCAGACACACAGCACCCAUCCGGUGUUCGAGCGAGGGCUGGACCUCGGGACCACGAUUCCAUUGGCUUUUUAUUCAGAUGAAGGCAAGGGCCCGAAGCGAGGCAACUUCGUAGUGGUUGCCAUCGAGUCGCCGAUUGGUUUGCAGGACGUGGCCGAGGACUUUAGUUGCACUUGCGAAGAAGAUGUGAGGAAGGCACCGCAGCAGGUUGUUCCGGGCCAGCAAGCAGCCGGCCCGUACACGCCGAUGGAGGAAGCCGCCCUGAAGCAAGGCACUACAUGCACAGGCCACUCCUACCUCACCAGACAUGUGCUUUUUGGCCUUCCAGAUUGGGUGUACAAACACCAUCCAGAGGUCUUGGAAAAGAUGACAGAGCAGGACGUGUCGCAUGAGCCAUCCUGGGCUGCGACACUUCAUCAGGAGCGACCUUGGGACUCCACGCCUGCAAUGUGCAGUGUGCCACACGACCCCGUUGCACCUGAAAGAGUUCUGAAAUACGACGUGUUCCAUUGCUUUAAGGUUGGCUUGGGCAGGGACAUCUGUGGCACACUGGUUUUACUAGCCCGCCUUGGAUAUUACGACGAUCCUGGUGCCAGCGAAGACAGAAAUAUCAAGGCGAGGCUGAACCGGGCCUAUCAGCAUUUCAGGCUUUGGCGGUUGGCAUCGGGCAAGACGGCUGCAUUGAGAUACUUUUCGCCGAGCCUGUUUAACCUCAAGCGGCUAUCGGACUACGCUUGGGCGAAUACGAAGGGAAGUGACACGACACUGCUUCUGCAAUACAUCAAAUUCUUUGUCACGAUCCUUCUGCAGAGACCAAGGUUGCCUCGGGGCCAUGCCCACUUGUUUCGGCUUCUCCGGAAGACAAUUGAAGAGUCCCAGAAGGCCUUCGAGAUGAUGUAUUCGCAUGGAGUGUGGCUUCGCCGACCGUGUGCACAGAACUUGUACUUGAGACUGAUGUCGGUGCUUUCGGGAUACCAACAUCUCGCUCACCACGCAGUGGGCAUGGGCAUGUCUUUCUUUGCUUUGAAACCCAAGUUCCAUGCCAUACAUCAUUUGGCAUAUGAUCUCCGGGUAGCAUUGCUGACCGAUGCAAAACUGAUCCCCAACCCUAUCACUUGGAACUGUGAAAUGGGUGAAGACCUGAUCGGUCGAGUGUGUUCUUUAUCGAUGAAGGUCUCGACCAGGACGAUCAACAAGAGGGUGCUGCAGCGACACUUCCUCAAGAAGGCUAACUGCUCGAAGCUUCGGGACACCGCUGCAGCAGCUCAAAUGACAGUUACGUCCGAAUGGAAGAAGCUUCCGUGUGGAAUGGACAUUGCGCAUGGCUGCAACGGACGUCAGCCUAAGCCGUAA
Messenger RNA from Symbiodinium sp. CCMP2456, 3159 nucleotides. The record is from the annotation of a GenBank genome assembly. Lineage: Eukaryota; Dinophyceae; Suessiales; Symbiodiniaceae.